ACAGAAGCUUAUGAACUUAUUGAAGAUCAAUGUGGUGCUGUCCAGGGAUUUCGUCCUAUUAGCAAUUAUGGUACUCGCUCUGCUGGUGAAUUCAUGGUUGAAGUUAAGUUUGUAAUGCCAACAAGCACUACAAAGGCAAUCACUCACGGUGUUAGUUACAAGAACUUGUUGUUUAAAGGCUCUCCUUCUGUUCCUAGUGGCAACAAUACACUUGUGCAUGUCAAGAUGACUCUUUUGCGAAUUCCAGACAAGGAUACGUUUCUGGCGGAUCUCAAAAGAUCUCUGCGUUAUUACGGUGAAGUGUACCAGGUGAAAGAGUACACUUGCGGUGGGUAUUUUGAAGGUGAGCUGUCGGUUAUCCUUGAUAUCUCGGCUGGCUAUAUUGAUGCUUCUGGUGAUAAGGUCAAGAAUGAACCACUUACAAAUAAUUUGUACUUGGAGGAAUGGGACUGUUUUGCU
Messenger RNA from Mucor mucedo, 459 nucleotides. RefSeq lists its product as uncharacterized. The record is from RefSeq and is a predicted model, not a curated record. NCBI's taxonomy places the organism in Eukaryota, Fungi, Mucoromycota, Mucoromycetes, Mucorales, Mucoraceae. The transcript has a single exon. The annotation marks the transcript as partial.